GCCGCCAGGGAGUGGGGGAGGCCGAGGAGGCGGGGGGAGAGGGGGUGGCGUCCCCGGCCGGUUUGAGGGGUGCGUUGCCCGGAGACGGAAAGUUUCGGAGCCGGAGCAGGCUCUGCAAGGCUCCGGGUUGAGGUCCGAGGGGUGGCGGUCCUGGGGAUGGGGAAGGAGCAGGAGCUGCUGGAGGCGGCCCGCACCGGGCACCUCCCGGCCGUGGAGAAGCUGCUGUCCGGGAAGCGGCUCUCCUCCGGCUUCGGCGGCGGCGGCGGCGGCUCAGGCAGCGGCGGCGGCGGCUCCGGGGGCGGCGGCCUCGGUUCUUCCAGCCACCCGCUCUCCAGUCUGCUGAGCAUGUGGAGAGGGCCGAACGUGAACUGCGUAGAUAGCACCGGCUACACGCCGCUACACCACGCUGCUUUGAAUGGACACAGGGAUGUGGUCGAGGUCCUUCUAAGGAACGACGCACUGACCAACGUUGCUGACUCUAAAGGCUGCUACCCGCUGCACUUGGCAGCGUGGAAAGGAGACGCCCAGAUAGUACGUCUGCUCAUCCAGCAAGGGCCCUCGCACACCAGAGUCAACGAACAGAAUGCUCUUGAGAUCAAAGAACUCAAAAAGUACGGCCCCUUUGACCCUUAUAUCAAUGCCAAGAACAACGACAACGAGACAGCCCUGCACUGCGCGGCCCAGUACGGCCACACGGAGGUCGUGAAGGCUCUGCUGGAGGAGCUCACGGACCCCACCAUGCGCAACAACAAGUUUGAAACGCCCCUGGACUUGGCGGCGCUGUACGGGCGGCUGGAGGUGGUGAAGCUGCUGCUGGGUGCGCACCCCAAUCUCCUGAGCUGCAGCACUCGGAAACACACGCCCCUGCACUUGGCAGCAAGGAAUGGCCACAAGGCCGUGGUGCAGGUCCUGCUGGACGCCGGCAUGGAUAGCAACUACCAGACGGAGAUGGGCAGUGCUUUGCAUGAGGCUGCUUUGUUUGGCAAGACCGAUGUGGUGCAAAUCCUGCUGGCUGCAGGAAUCGAUGUUAACAUAAAGGAUAACCGUGGCCUGACUGCCCUUGACACUGUCCGGGACCUGCCCUCUCAGAAGAGCCAACAGAUAGCCGCCCUGAUUGAAGAUCACAUGACCGGAAAAAGAAGCGUGAAAGAAGUGGACAGGACCUCCACAGCCCAGCUACCUCUCCUCUCCAACACAGACGCCAUAGCACCAAAGUCUCAGGGGAGUGUGGAGAAGACAGUGACUGAGCUGAUCCUUCAUUUUGACACACAUGCUGACGAGGAGGGUCCCUACGAGGCGCUGUACAACGCUGUGUCCUGCCAUUCCUUGGACAGCACAGCCAGUGGACGAUCGUCAGACAGAGACUCCAUGAACAAGGAGGCCGAGGCCACCGGAACAAGGGCUACUGGAGUGAGGCCUAGGGAACGUCCGCCACCUCCAGCAAAACCGCCACCCGAUGAAGAGGAGGAAGAACGCGUAGAUAAGAAGUAUUUUCCCUUGGCAGCCUCUGAGGGCCUGGCUGUGAGACCCAGGAAUCAGAGCGGUGCUCCCCAGGAAGAGGAGGAGCACCCAUAUGAGCUACUACUCACGGCCGAAACCAGGAAGCUGGGGACCACAGACGGGAGGACUGAAGACCACAGGCAGAGCGGCAGCGGCCGGAGCCAGGACUCUGUGGAGGGGCAGGACGGGCAGGUCCCAGAGCAGUUCUCAGGUCUCCUCCACGGCUCCUCCCCAGUGUGUGAGGUGGGGCAGGACCCUUUCCAGCUGCUCACGGCCCCCAGCCAGAGCCACCCCGAGUCCUCCCAGCAGGACGCCUGCCACGAGGCCAGCAUGCAGCUAGAGGAGCCAGGCGUACAAGGCACUGAACCCCCGCAGCCCGGCGUCCCUGACCAAAGCAAGAGAGUGGGCUUGCCGGCAGGCCUGACAGCCCUGGCUAGCAGAACAUACCUCGAUGCAUUGACUCACACAGUACCUCUGCGCCCUGCUGGUGCCGAGGAAGAAGACCAGAGCGGGCCCAGAAGCAGAGCCCCUCCCACCAGCAAGCCCAAAGCUGAGCUCAAACUCAGCCGCAGUUUGUCUAAGUCUGACUCUGACCUCCUGACCUGCUCCCCCACGGAGGACGCCACAAUGGGGAGUCGCAGCGAGUCCUUGUCCAACUGCAGCAUCGGGAAGAAGAGGCUGGAGAAAUCACCUUCCUUCGCCUCAGAGUGGGAUGAGAUUGAGAAAAUCAUGAGCUCCAUUGGGGAAGGGAUUGACUUCUCUCAGGAGCAGCAGAAAAUCUCAGGUUCUCGGACGCUGGAGCAGAGCGUCGGGGAGUGGCUGGAGUCGAUCGGCCUGCAGCAGUAUGAGAGCAAGCUGCUGCUGAAUGGCUUUGACGAUGUCCGCUUCCUGGGGUCUAAUGUGAUGGAAGAGCAGGACCUGAGGGAGAUUGGCAUCAGUGACCCACAGCACCGGCGGAAGCUGCUGCAGGCUGCACGCUCCUUGCCCAAGGUGAAGGCCCUUGGCUAUGACGGGGUCAGCCCCCCCUCAGUGCCCUCAUGGCUGGACUCGCUGGGGCUGCAGGACUAUGUCCACUCUUUCCUGUCCAGUGGCUACAGCUCCAUCGACACUGUGAAGAACCUCUGGGAGCUAGAGCUUGUCAAUGUCCUGAAGGUUCACCUGCUGGGCCACCGCAAGCGCAUUAUCGCCUCUCUAGCAGACAGGCCCUAUGAGGAGCCACCCCAGAAGCCUCCAAGGUUUUCCCAGCUAAGAUGCCAAGAUUUAAUCUCCCAGACAUCGUCCCCGCUGAGCCAGAAUGAUUCCUGCACAGGGCGGUCAGCAGACCUGCUGCUGCCCUCGGCAGACACAAGCAGGAGGCGGCACGACAGCCUGCCCGACCCCGGGACCGCCUCCCGAGCAGACCGCUUCCGAGUCCAGGAGGAGCCCAGUGAGACCAAGCUGACCCUCCGUCCACCCAGCCUGGCCGCGCCCUAUGCUCCUGUUCAGAGCUGGCAGCACCAGCCAGAAAAGCUCAUCUUUGAGUCCUGUGGUUAUGAGGCCAAUUAUCUGGGUUCUAUGCUGAUCAAAGAUCUGCGAGGGACAGAGUCCACCCAAGAUGCCUGUGCCAAAAUGCGGAGGUCAACGGAGCACAUGAAGAAGAUCCCCACCAUCAUCCUGUCCAUCACGUACAAAGGUGUCAAGUUCAUUGAUGCCUCCAACAAGAACGUCAUUGCUGAGCACGAGAUCCGGAACAUUUCCUGCGCCGCACAGGACCCAGAGGACCUGUGUACCUUCGCCUACAUCACCAAGGACCUGCAGACGAGCCACCACUACUGCCAUGUUUUCAGCACAGUGGAUGUGAACCUGACCUACGAGAUCAUCCUGACCCUGGGGCAGGCAUUCGAGGUGGCCUAUCAGCUGGCCCUCCAAGCCCAGAAAUCCAGGACCAUGGCGGCCUCUGCAGCUUCGAUGAUUGAGACAAAAUCCUCCAAACCAGUGCCUAAGCCUCGGGUCGGCAUGAGGAAAUCUGCAGUGCCGGUGCCCCCCGACUCUCGCUGUUGUCACUGUCACACCUGCACCACUCACCGUCCUUCCUACCUACCGCUGCCGUCCGUUAGUCCUGGAGUCAAGCUGGAACCUCCUGAUUCUGACCAAGAGGCCCCGUCCCACGCUAGUGUUUCCUGGAUCGUGGACCCAAAGCCAGAUUCGAAGCGGAGCCUCAGCACCAAGUACGAGACCACUAUCUUCUAAUGCUGCUCUGUCUCCGCUACCCCACUGUGCCUUUGCCACCCGAUCUUCUGCUCUCAACUCUCCUUCCAGCUGCGGCCACCAAGGCCCCGCCUCCCUGGGACCUGCCCUCCUGGCAGCAGCUCCUGCUUACACCACCCAACACUGUGAAUCCUCCCCUUGGGCUGAGGACAGCUUGGGGGGUGACUUGCCUUUGAAGGGGGCCUCAUAGGCACCAGAGUGGGGUUGAGGCCCCCAAAGCCUCUGUGCCAGGCACUGUGAGGUGAGGGUAGUCUUCCAGCAGAACCACAGUAGCUCCCUCUGAGGUUGCUCUCCUCGCCUGGGUCACAGCUGGAUGCCAAGAGCUACCAGUUGUCACCUUUCCUGACCCAACCACCACUGUGACCUCCCAGUGCCAGGAUGCCAUACACACAGCUGCUCUCAGGUGCUGGUUUCCCUCCUGGUCAGGCCCGGUGAUACGGCUUCACCAGGGACAGACUAUCUGUAGGGGGAAGGUUGGGGCCAGCCAUGCCCUUCUGCAUGAGUUGGCUCUAAUACCAUGAGCUGUGACCCUCCGAACUACAGGUUCCUGAGGGACCUGUGUGUGCUUGGCCCCUUUCUGUGCUGUGGGCCUGGUUCUGGAAUCCAGCUCACUGAGGUGUGCCCUGCACACAAGUGCACCUUCUUCCUUCUCGGAGUGGAGCUGCCCUUGGACAGGGUGGAGCUGAGCAGCUUCAGUGGUGUCGGGGAGCGUUCUCAUACUUCCUCUGGUGGUGGGGUCCUGAGACAGCCAUCGUCCAGCCGUCCCCAAGCACCUGCCUGGGAGCUAGCGCCAUGGAGCUGAAUUUCGGAGGAAGCCUCACGUGCCCUGAUGUGGAAAGAUCAGUCUAGAUGGCAGGAGACAGAAGUGACCCCUGUGGCCGUGGUGCAGACAGUAGAGUGCAGUGUCUGCCCAAGCCAGUCAGCACCCGAGCCAUAUGCCAGGGUGGGCCCUUCGGCUGCCUGCCUUUCCUUGUGCCUUUCUGAGCAGAUGGGCCAGGAGCAACAGUGGGCUGUAGGCUGUGGAGGGCUCCAGGGAGGCAGGGACCUUUGUCUGCUCUGUGUCCCUUUCCAUGUCCUCCGCCUUAUGCAGACUCAUUGGUUAACUCUCUCCUCCCCCACUGUUUGCUUCUGCCAAGCUGAGCCACUGAGGAGCCACCCUGCUUUGCAGAAGUAGCCGUGGGGCGCAGGCUCCUGCCCCAGCCCCGAGAGCCUCAUCUGCAGCACUGAAGACCCAGGCCCAGUCCUGCCGUAGGACCUCCUGUCACCUGCUCGGCCUGGGCCUGCCGCCACCUGCAGGACCCUGCCCUGGAGGCAGCGAAGACACCAGGCAUCUAGCCGAGGAGACCGGAACUCUGGAUGGCCCAAGAAGUGGCCUGUCCAGGACAUGUGUUUUUGAUAAGAAACGUAAUCCUUUUUAUACAUUUUUAACACUUGGCUCCGGCCUCUCGGUAAAGCUGCCAAUCUUUAAACAAGACAGGACCUGAGACGGGCCUGAAACCCUCAGACAGCCUCUGCCUUCACAAUGGGCUCUUGGCCUGGCUAGAGCCAUGAGGACACGCCCGAGGCUUCCUUGCCUACUGAGGUGAUGACACAGACGUUCCUGGGGUUCCCAGUGGGGAUAAGCAAGUAGUUUCUGGUGCGGGGGACUCCGGAGUACUUGCCUGUCCCCGUUAGCACUGCCGCAGGCGGCUGUCCCCAUGCUGCUGCUGGGCCAAUGGAGCCACGUAGGAAGGGAGAAGUUGUUGGGGCAUUGAUGGCAAUGUCAGUUAUGACUGCAGCUUGACAGCUGGGGACUGGAUCUGCCUCUCUCUGAUGCUUGUUGACUGUUGUAUCCUGUGUGGCAAGCUGGGCACAUCUGUUCCAGAUGUGGAAAAGGCUAGUCAGAGAACAGUCUUAUUCCCCCCCUGCACCCCAUUUCCCCCCCGCACCCCGCUAUGGUCUUGAGGUCAAGCUGGUGUUGCUUUAGCUCUUCUGCUAGCUUGCUUUGCUUUUUAAAGUGAUUUGGGUGGUGAGCCACCUCCUGGGCUUAAGGAGCAGUGAGGGGCAGACUGCUGGGGUCGGGGGACCAACCAGGCCUCUCACCAGCUUUUCCAGAGUAGGGAGCAAAAAGAGAAGCCCUGGCCCAUGGGUACGUGAGCAGGCUUCAGGUUCUCCGGGCAGCACCCAUCCUGGUCCUGGGGACAGGAGGCCAGGCCUGAACAGUGGCCAUGAGCUGCAAUCCUGGGCCUGUGCAGGGAGCAAUCCUGGGCACUGCCACCUUGUGGCUGCUCAGUGUGGAAAGCAGGGUUUCCCUCUGUAGACCUGCGGGCUGUCUGCCUGCUGCAUUCAGUGCAGCAGCUGCUGGGUACAACUCCUCUCUGGGAAGGAGCCAGGGCCUCCGCUGCUAGGUGCAGGUAGUACUUCCUCUCCUGCCUCGCGCUCUCUGCCCUGAAAAGCCGCCCUCGGCUCCCAGAGAGACCCUAGGUGCCUGGCUCAGUUAUGCCGAGCCCCUUCCCUCUGCCAGAGGUGAGCUCAGUGGGCUCUGCAGUGGGCGCAAAGCCCAGGGGAACACUGUAGACACUACGAUGAGUUCAAGCUGCACUCUGUUCUAAAGUCACAGGCAGGCACUUCCUCCUCUUGACGCUGCUAGGUCUUAUUUAUUCAGGGUGUUUUCUACCAGAAAAUCUUGGCUUGUCUGCUCUGCGUCCCUUUCAAGAUUGGUUUCUGAAUAGUUAAGAAAUUCCUCUCCUCCUCUGGGUGGGUCUCUCCUUUUCAGGACAGGUGCCACAUGGAAGGUUCUGCCUUUGGCGCUUGUGUGAAACCAAGGCUGUGCCUGAACUGUGAAGGAGCCGUUCUGGUGGGAGUGGCAAGAUGUGCCCAGUCCCUCACGCAGCGGCCACAGGCUCCCUUGCUUGCCUCUUGGCUGGCCUGCCGCCCUGCAGGCCCUGUGUCCCAGCAGGGGACUUUGGACUCUGAGGUUGCCCACUGGGGGGUUCUGAGAAACCUUGGGUUUGAGCACUCAGAACCCAUGGCUGCAAUCAUCAAGACAGUUCACAGUUAGCUUGUGAGGUGCCGGGACCAGCGCUGCCUGCCGGCCAUGGGAGUUACUGCUCAUGGUGGACAGUGGGACUGGAUUGUAAGAAAAAUGUUAUUUAAUCUUUGUUUCCAUAUUUUGAUACUUGAAUUCCCCCUUUUGUUUUAUUGUACAUAAAAUUGUUAAUCUGUCCGAUUUUGUUUGAAUUAUAAACACCUUGUGGUACCAAACAUAACCAACCUGUGCAUCGGCAUAGACCACCUCACUGCACAGUGUGCACACCCUGGGCUUCCAGCUCGGUUUCUCACUUCCAUAGCUGUACAGCUUAGGACUGACUAAGCUAAUAAAGGAGAGCGCUAGAAACCGGCCAUAGCUCUGGGGUCUCU
Messenger RNA from Mus caroli (Ryukyu mouse), 7146 nucleotides. RefSeq names its product ankyrin repeat and sterile alpha motif domain containing 1A (gene Anks1a). NCBI's taxonomy places the organism in Eukaryota, Metazoa, Chordata, Mammalia, Rodentia, Muridae. Gene Ontology annotation, biological process: ephrin receptor signaling pathway. The record is from RefSeq and is a predicted model, not a curated record. Gene Ontology annotation, cellular component: cytosol. Gene Ontology annotation, molecular function: ephrin receptor binding.